AUGUAUGCCAGUAAAGGAAUCUGGAAUACAAAUGGGUUUCAAGUCGGAAAGCUGCCAGGAGUUGAGUACAUCGAGGAGAAUGGUGUAGUUCGAUCUCAGUCUGCAGGAUCAUGGGGCCUUGAUCGUAUCGAUGCCCAUAGUACACUAUACGGCCCAGUUUUAGAUAACAACUAUUCGCCUUUUUGUAUAGUCCAUGUCUAUCUUGUAUUCCUUUGUGUUGCUCUAUCUUUCAUAGUGACUGGAGCUGGUGUAGAUGUGUAUGUGAUUGAUUCAGGAAUCUUAGACACUCACGAGGACUUCGGUGAUCGAGCAACUCAAGGCUUCUGUGCUUCCGAUCUCUUUGACUUUUUGGGUGGUGGAAACGUGGACUGUUAUGGUCACGGAACCCACUGCGCGGGUACUGUCGGCUCCAAAACGUACGGUGUAGCUCCUGGUGUGAAUCUUAUAGGGGUCAAGGUCAUUGGUUGUUUCGGUUCCGGGUCAACUGCGGGAGCUAUUGAAGGAGUGAACUGGGUUAUCGAACAAGCUACCCGCUUGAAAGCUCGCCGCCGACCAUCUAUUGCAGCCAUGCCUUUAGCCACGUUUUACUCCAGAGCUUUGAACGAUGCCGUGGACGCCAUGGUCGAAGCUGGAAUCGAAACCGCGGUCGCUGCCGGCAACGAUCAAGUAGAUGCGUGCGACUAUUCACCAGGCAGUUCUACGAAAGUAAUAACUGUAGGCUCAACCUAUGAUGAUACAGAUGUCCGUAUGGUCACAUCCAACUAUGGUCAAUGCGUCAACAUCUUCGCUCCUGGCGCCUUCACCAAGUCAACAUGGAUUGGUAGUAGCAACAAAGCAACCGAAACUCUGAGUGGUACCUCUAUGGCUUGUGCUCACGUUGCGGGUGCCCUGGCUCUUUACCUGACUGAAGAGGAACUAAUGCAUCAGAGUACAGCUAAUGUAGUAGGAGAUGCAGGUCUUGGGUCGCCAAACAGAUUCCUCUAUGUCCAUAAGAAAAGAUGAGGAACUUUACACGACAAGACUUUGUAACUUCAAAAGUAUCCGCAAAAAUAGUAGAAUGAUGGAGAAUUAAAAAAAAAACAACAAACAAACCGUUGUUGAAGUGAAAAAUAUUCAAUUCUGCAUAAUGCAUAUAUACGAUAGACCGGUAUGGUUCACAUUCUCAUCAUUGUUAUGUAAAGCUCUAGGGAAUGUGGAAGGGGGUGGGGGAUUUACAAGACACAAUGGUUGGUUUGGAAUAUGAGUUUCAUCAAUCAUUUUUUUUCUGCUCUUAGAAAUUAUCAAUGCAUAUGUGAUGCUUCAUAAAAUAGCGAAGAAAACGAAAUUAAUGGACUGUAUUUUGAAGUAUUAGUUCUGCACUGAAUAGUUGAAAGUAGA
Lytechinus variegatus (green sea urchin) is the source of this 1377-nucleotide messenger RNA. Its product is annotated as aqualysin-1-like. Gene Ontology annotation, biological process: proteolysis. Lineage: Eukaryota; Metazoa; Echinodermata; Echinoidea; Temnopleuroida; Toxopneustidae. The record is from RefSeq and is a predicted model, not a curated record. Bases 1 to 1002 code for a protein of 333 amino acids. Gene Ontology annotation, molecular function: serine-type endopeptidase activity. The transcript has 8 exons.